Messenger RNA from Malurus melanocephalus (red-backed fairy wren), 1228 nucleotides. It is a transcript of the gene OC90, whose product is annotated as otoconin 90. Gene Ontology annotation, biological process: phospholipid metabolic process; arachidonate secretion; lipid catabolic process. NCBI's taxonomy places the organism in Eukaryota, Metazoa, Chordata, Aves, Passeriformes, Maluridae. The record is from RefSeq and is a predicted model, not a curated record. The transcript has 9 exons. The annotation marks the transcript as partial. Gene Ontology annotation, molecular function: phospholipid binding; calcium ion binding. Gene Ontology annotation, cellular component: extracellular matrix.
AUGCUGUUUCCAGCACCGCAAAUGCUACGAGGAAGCRCUGGAGAUGGAGUGCACGUGGGACCCAUCAAAGAUUGCUGCAGAUGUCAGCUGCUCCACUAAAAACCUGACCUGUGAGUCUGGGGAUCCCUGUGAGCAGUUCCUCUGCACCUGUGACAAAGGUGCCAUUGAAUGCUUUGUGACUGCAGAGAUUAACUCUUCCCUGAGCGGGCUGGAUGUGUCCUCCUGUCCAUCUCCAGUUACAGGAACAACCAUUAAGAGAGAGCUGACAACACAUCACAUGGAGGUGAUUCCUUUUGAGCCUCGUGACAAAGUCUUGGCAACUUCCAGUGCCAGAGGUAAGAGCCUCAUUAAACUUUUGUUUAUCAAUUUGGCACUCUUAACUCCAGAAGAUGGAUUUGUGGAGGCUGUGGUCCCAGUGGGAGAGAUAACCACCUCCCCAGCCCCAUUCCCAGGAGACAGUAACUCAAUGCAAGUCAAAAUUGUCCCCACCGCGACAAUUCCUACAGGCACACCUGCAAGGACAAAAGGAAAAGAGACGAGCCCUGCAAGGGGUGGCCUGAGAACAGCUUCCUCUGGAAUAGCUCUGGACCUGGGACUGUCUGACAGAGGACCUGCAGGAAAAGUGUGUGAGAGACUGACAUUUCUGCAAGACAGAGGACAUGGAAGAGUGAAGAAGGAGCUACCCCARCUUGGAGAAAUGCUGUUCUGCUUAACUGAACGAUGCCCAGAGGAAUUUGAGUCUUAUGGCUGCUAUUGUGGCCAAGAGGGAAGAGGUCAUCCCACCGAUGCACUGGACAGAUGCUGCUUCUCUCAUAACUGCUGUAUGGAACAAGUUAAGAARUUUGGAUGUCAUGCAGAAAGAAAUUCAAGAUCUGAAGUUGUAUGUUUUGAUCACAUGCCAAAAUGCAUUGGUUGGAGCACAUGUGARAAGCUCCUCUGUGCCUGUGACAAGGCUGCAGCGGAGUGCAUGGCUUCUGCCUUCUUCAACGAGAGCCUGAAGCUUCCCCACGGGCAGGAGUGCCGAGAGGAGAAGGUCUCCUGCCAAGGUGACCCUGCUGAAAGGCCUCCAGCAGGCACACAAACAGGCACACAAACAGGCACAGGGGGCUCCAGCUCUGAGGAGAGCAGUGAGGAGGAAGGUGCCCGGCAGAGCGGAUUCCAAAGAGCCAAGAGAGGGACACGGCGUGCCAUGGGGAACUCCAGAACAGGGGGACAUGAGGACAGAUAA